This is a messenger RNA of Malaya genurostris, 2750 nucleotides long. RefSeq names its product nuclear pore complex protein Nup93-1-like. The record is from RefSeq and is a predicted model, not a curated record. The coding region runs from base 236 to 2680 and encodes 814 amino acids. Gene Ontology annotation, molecular function: structural constituent of nuclear pore. Gene Ontology annotation, biological process: poly(A)+ mRNA export from nucleus; protein import into nucleus. Gene Ontology annotation, cellular component: nuclear pore. The transcript has 4 exons. Lineage: Eukaryota; Metazoa; Arthropoda; Insecta; Diptera; Culicidae.
UCCACUGCAAAAUCCAUCCAAAGGCAGUGUAAACAAGGAUCGCUGCCGCAACCGCUCAAAAUCAAUUUUGUACCGUAAUUUAUUAAAAUUCUGCUUGAAAAUAUUCAAAUUUGAUCUCAAGCGCAAAACCACUUCAUGAUCCCAGCGGGAAGCAUCAAAUUGUUACGGAAUUUAGUGCAAAUCGUUUGAAAAUUUACUCCGCACAAAACUUGUCAACGAGGUUGAGGUUAAGAAUAUGGAUUUUAGCACCCUUUUGCAGCAGGCUCAAAAGCUGACCCAUGAGACGCAAGUAUCGGAUGACUUACCGCGGGUGGAACGGACCCUGCCGCAGGUUUUGCAGGCCACCCAAGAACUGCACUCCCGAGUGUCCCAAACUGGAGCGCAGGAUAUGCAAGCUCAUAUCCUGCUGGGGCACAAAGGAAUUGAUUUACCGAAAAUUUCCCAAAAACUGGAAACAUUGAGCUCGCGAAAAACAUUCGAACCGUUGGAUCCGAUUUCAACGACGGAUAUUCAGAGUUUUCUGCGAAAUGAGAAAGAGAAUGCGAUUCUGUCGGUCAUCGAAGAAGUACACAAAAACUCCUUCCAAGCAGCUCAGAACCAAAAAUGGGAACAUACAAUGAAUGACUGGAAGUUGGAGAAAGUGAAGCUGAUGAAUGCAUUGAUUGGACCUUCACAGAACUGGAUCGACAUUCGGAAGGGACCGGAACUUACGAUUUUAAAUGAAAGCACUUUUGGAGGACGGUCGUCAAUGAACAACCAGGAAAUGGCCUACGCCAGGGAGGUGUACGAAUACAACAAGCUGAUCAAUGAAGGAGCGAUGCGUCCGUCUCUGGUGCAACGCUUUGCUCAGAUUGCGGAAAGUUUUAACGAUUCGAAGGUAAAUGAUAUCUGGGAGAUAAUGAAGUACAUGACGAAUGUGACACCCAGUCCGAGGACACAGGAUCCGCUGCGAGUCCGCUGCACCCAGUCACAGUUUAUUGAACAGGCCAAGCGCUACCUGGAGAAUCGUUACAAAUUGUUCAUGCAGACGGUUAUAUCGGAACAUUUACGGGACGCCCAGCGAGGUGGCAUUCCAAGUAUUCUGAAUUUGGUUGGGUCGUUCGUAGGUCUGAAGUUCGCCAAUCAGAAUAAUUCCAGUUUCAUCGGACUGCAAGAUGGUCACGUGGACGGAAAACCUCUGUGGCCAAUGGUGUACUACUGUCUGCGCUGCGGCGAUAUUACCUCGGCCCUCAAGUGUAUGCAGAUGGCCGGACCGGGUCAUGACGAUUUCAUUGCUGUUCUGGAAGAGAAAUGCCGCAAUCCUGGUCAAAAAAUCAAUCCAAAACUGGAACUUCAAAUUCGCAUGCAGUACAAAAGACAAAUUCGGAAUGCGAUCGAUCCGUACAAACGAGCCGUCUAUUGCAUCAUCGGUUGCUGUGACAUUCAAGAACAGCACCCGGAGGUGGCUAAGAGUUCCGAUGAUUUCCUCUGGAUUCAGUUGUCAUUGAUUCGUCCGGAAUCGGAUGAUAACACGGAACAUCUAACAUAUGCCGGUCUGCAAGCUAUGAUUCUGGAACAAUACGGCGAGAAGCACUUCAAUGCCAAUGAACAGCCACAUCUGUACUACCAAGUUCUUGCACUGACUGGUCAGUUUGAGGCAGGGAUUGAGUUUCUAUCACGUUUCGAAAAAUAUAGAGCUCAUGCAGUGCACAUUGCACUAGCAUUGAACGAACUACACAUGAUUGGUGGUCCCCGGAAUCUGCAGGAACCGUUGUUAUCGGUUGACAUCGAAGACCCUCAGCCAAUGCGGCGACUCAACAUUGCUCGUUUGAUUAUGCUUUACGUGAAAAAAUUCGAAAUCACGGAUCCAGCAGAAGCGCUGCAAUAUUUCUUCUUCCUAAGAAAUCUAAAGGACACCGAGGGUCGCAAUCUGUUUUUGGUGUGCGUGUCCGAUCUGGCCAUUGAAUGCCGUGACUUUGAUUUGCUGUUUGGUAAGAUGCAGCGAGAUGGAAUACGUUCUCGAGGAUUGAUCGAUCAGUUCGAGAGUAGUCACAUCGAUGCCCGAAUGGCUUGUGAAUUGAUCGCUGAAGAGUUUGUCAAAAGAGGUAUGUUUGAAGACGCGAUCAAACUGUUUGAUUUGGCCGAUAAUCAAGAACAGGCUUUGCGGCACACUUCCAUUAUGCUGUCGCAGGUUGUGCAUCAACCAAACAAACCCGGAACCUUACGAGAGCGAUUACAGCGAGUGGCGUUGGAAUUUACCGAGCGGUAUGUUGGUGCGGAGAAAAAUUGCGACCCUCAGACCUGGUCAACAUUUAACCUGUUGAAAGAGUUGGUCAUUUUCUUCGAUCAAUAUUACAACAAAAACUACCAGCCGGCUCUCGAGGUGCUGGAACGGAUUAAGCUAGUGCCACUGAAAAUGUCCGACCUGGAAGCUUGUGUGCACAAUUUUAAACGUCUUGGUGGUGAAGUGUGCAAAGUUAUUCCGGAUCUGCUGAUUGCGACGAUGGAUAUAGCCUACAACAAGUAUAAAGCGCUGAAGGGCAAAGAUCUGGCCAAAUUUGACGAUGCUGGAAGGGAACGACAACUAGUUUACCUUCGCGAGCAGGCAAAAGCAUUGACCAACAUGGCAGCGACUGUGCCCUACCGAAUGCCCGGCGAUACCAACAACCGUCUGGUGCAAACGGAAAUUCUCAUGCACUAGUUUCGAACACAUUAUUUCCAAAUAGCAUAUUGUUUUUCAAUUAAGCGAAAUAAAAAAAAUAUCAAAUUAA